AUGUCGUUACCUUCUUGCCCAGUUCCUCCUCCAAUAUUGAUUGCUGAAGAUAAUAUUCAGAGAAAGCAUCAAUCCAAGAAUUGUACCGAAGUAGUGUUUGAAGGAGAAGGUGGAGGUUGUAUUCAAGGCUCUGCCGAUCUUCCGAGGAAUGGUACCGAUUCAUUCCAUGAUCUUUCAUCGGAAUGGAUCAAGUCUAUUCUAUGCGAUAUUAAUGGAGAUUAUUUCAAAAGUAUUGAUGCUGAGGAUCAUCCCAAUCAUUCCUUAUUAUUGGAUGAUGCCAAUGCUUAUCAAGCAUUCAGAGAUGAGAUCCGAUUCAAACCUACGGCUGAUCAUCAUACCAAUCAGCUGCCACAAAUAUACCCCGAAGGAGGUAUUGUAUUGAAGGGUGGUUAUGGUUCUGAUCCCAAUUUGAUCCUUAGUUGUAAUCCUAGUUUGUUCAAUUUAGGAUGUUUCUCGUUAUUGCUAAGAGUUUUUGUUACUAAAGAAUCGAGAUCAAUUGCAACCAUGGGACAGUCGUAUCGUUGGUUUGGCUUAACUCCAACUCAUGUGACUCUGAAUAAUCAGGAUCAAAAGUUUGAAAUUUAUGGAGUUAAAUUAAACCAGUGGAAUGAAAUCUUUGUCUCCUUCAAUAAUCCACAGCCAGAGUACGAGAAUGAGGAAUUGAAGAACUCCAACACGGCAAAAGAAAUUCUGUUGAUUGUCAAUGGAAGAGAAAUGUCCAUCCCAUUGUCGUGUGACAUGUCCAUAGCGACAGCAAAUGAGAGAGUGAGAGCUUUUGACAAGGAAUUGUCAUUUGUCAAUUAUUCAAACGGCGCUAGCUUGAUUGGGCUUGUCUCGAGUGUAGUUCUACUCAACAAAUCAUGUCAACAUUUGGAGGAACUUAAAUCAGUGGGUAAGAAGUUGCUUGAGAAACACAAGAAGCCAUCCAAGACUUUCUCAGAAGCUUUAGACUCGGUCUCAAAGGUGAAGGUUGUGCAUCCAGAUCACGUUGAAUCCGUUGCUCAAUUCGAUGCUGCCAUCACAGAGAAUCGUCUUGUGGUGGUCGAUUUCUUUGCGACAUGGUGCUGCCCUUGCAAGGGAAUUGCUCCUUUCUUUGCAAGUCUUGCAGGGAAAUAUCAAAAUGCGAAGUUCCUUAAAGUAGAUGUCGAUCAAGUUCCGGAUCUUUCCAGUAGAUUCGAAGUCAACUGUAUGCCAACCUUCUUAUUCUUGCGGGAUGGAGAAUCAGCUGUGACACGUUUAGAAGGAGCCAAUGAAAAGGAGCUGGAAAACAAAGUGAUCGAACUCGUUUCCAAAAUUUAG
Molecule: messenger RNA, 1299 nt
Organism: Naegleria lovaniensis
Lineage: Eukaryota; Heterolobosea; Eutetramitea; Acrasida; Naegleriidae
Exons: 1
Coding region: 1-1299 (432 amino acids)
Source: RefSeq, a predicted model, not a curated record